Messenger RNA from Bursaphelenchus xylophilus (pine wood nematode), 2276 nucleotides. NCBI's taxonomy places the organism in Eukaryota, Metazoa, Nematoda, Chromadorea, Rhabditida, Aphelenchoididae. The record is from the annotation of a GenBank genome assembly.
AUGUCGUUUUGGCGUGGAAAUCAGACACUGAAAGUUUCGGCCUCCCUCUUCGCCGAAAAUCGUCGCCGUCUCGUUGAGGCCCUAAAAAAGUCGGGUAAAGUCUCCGCAAACACUGCGGUCGUCCUUCAAGGAGGUGAAGAGAAGACUAGAUACAAUACUGACGCCGAGGAGCUGGCAUUCCGCCAGGAAUCUUAUUUUUUCUGGGCGUUUGGCGUCCAUGAAGCCGAUUGUUACGCAAUUAUUGAUGUGAACUCUGGAAAAAGCACGUUAUUCCCGCCGAAAUUACAUCCAGAUUAUGCAAUCUGGCAAGGAUGGUGAGCUCAGAGGGGUUUAGCUGCGUUGUUUUAGUCAACUUGGUACCUAAUUUUAGGUUUUUUGGAUUCUGCAAGAAACUAUGAAUGUUCUUCUGGAAUGUUUUGCUAUAGUUAGUAAAUUUAAAGUGCUAUGGGAUAUUUAAAAUCAAAAUCGGAGGUGUUCGCUCUGUUUUUUCCACCUGUGGACCUUAUUUUAGGUAUCGAUCACAAAUUUUUGAUUUUUUUGAAUUUUUGAGUGUUUUUUGCGCGUUUUCACGCUUAAUUUCGAUAACUAGCUGAAGAACGAUUAUCUUAGAUGCAAUUUUAAUCUGUGGCACGUUGUUUUAGUCAAAGUUUAACCGUAUUUUAGGCAAUUUUCUGAAAUUUCAUACCUCUUCAAGUUUGAUCAAAAUUUUUUUAGCAUCAAGCCGGAAAGUUGGUUCAAGCAGAAGUACGAAGUGGAUGAUGUUGUCUUUCAUGAGGAGAACGUCAUUUCCGACUACUUGAAGACUAAUAGCGUCAAAAAUUUGCUGUUAUUGGUGAGCUUUUGCAUUUUUUUUGAUUUUUUUUUGUCUUUCCGACUUUAGAAAGCCCCCAACACGGACAGUGGAAAGGUUCUGGAGCCCGCCGAAUUCAAGGGAAAAUCCGAUUUCAACGUAGACACGGAAAUUUUGUACCCGAUAAUCGCCGAAGAGCGCGUCAUCAAGACCGACCAAGAGCUGGAUGUCCUCCGCUACGCCGCCAAAAUCGCCUCCGAGGCCCACAAAGAGGUGAUGCGCCAUAUCAAGCCCCCAAUGUACGAAUACCAGCUGGAAAGUCUCUUCAAACACAUCUCAUAUUACACUGGAGGAUGUCGGCAUAUUGCCUAUACUUGCAUCGCGGGAAGGUGGGUUCAUUUGGGCCUCAGAAGUUUAUGAGAAGUCUCUUGACCCUUUAUAAUGCUUCUUGAAUUUUACAGCCCUCUGUAAGGCUGUGUAAAAUGGCAAAAAAUCGUGAUUUCAUUAAAUUUUAGCGGCGAAAACGGCGCAGUUCUGCAUUACGGCCACGCUGGAGCUCCAAAUGACCGUCAUAUCCAAGACGGCGACAUGUGCUUGUUCGAUAUGGGUCCGGAAUACAAUUGCUACGGUAAGAGAGGGCUUUUGGGAUUUUUUAAUUUGGUCCUAGUACAAUAUAAUUUUUUUUUAUUUUGAUGUCUAAAACAAGAUAAAAUGAGAUUUUUUUGCUACAGAAUUUGUGGAAAAGGUUUGCGACACGCGUUGAUUAUUUGACUGGGUUUUGAAACAGCUGAUUUUUGAGCCUAAUAUCAAAAUUUCCGAAUCCGACCUAGUGUAAUAUAAAUUUGUAAAUUUUAUGUAGAAAACAAAGUAUUGUGCGAUUUUUCGUUUGAUAGAAUUAACAAAGAAUACCCUUAGAAUAUUUUUAUUGCCCAUUUUGCCUUCUAAGCUGCUGAUUUUGAAGUUAAAAAUCAAAAUUUCAAACUCUUGCCUAGUGCGAUAUAAAAAUAUUUGGAUUUCAGCCUCGGACGUGACCUGCUCCUUCCCAGCGAACGGGAAGUUCACCGAAAAACAGAAAGUCAUCUACAACGCCGUGUGGGCGGCACGUUGCGCCGUCUUCGAGAACGCGAAACCGGGCGUCCGCUGGAACGAUAUGCAUAUUUUGGCCGAAAAAGUGGUCCUCGAACACUUGGUGAAGGCCGGAAUCCUCAACGGAGAUGUGAACGAGAUGGUGGAGAAGCGGGUCGGCGCCGUUUUCCAGCCGCAUGGACUUGGUCAUCUUCUUGGACUUGAUGUUCAUGAUUGUGGUGGCUACCUGGGCGACGCCCUGCCACGUUCACAUUUGCCCGGAUUGAAGUCGUUGAGACUUACCAGAACCCUGAAGGAACGAAUGGUCCUGACGAUCGAACCGGGCUGCUAUUUUAUUGAUACGGUAGGGGAUUUUUUGGGGUUGGAUUACGGUCGAAUUGGAGUUUAUAAGUGGAAUUGA